UUCUACGAAUAUGAAUCCGAUCAGAAACGAGAGUGAGGCGGGCUUGAAGGGAGCCAUCUGGGGAUCGCUCGAUUUGGGUGCGAUUCGGUGCGUUCAAUCGAAGCAAGAUGGUGGGGAUAAGCGGGGCAGGCGUUGCGGCGGGAAGAGGGGCAGGGUCGUGGCGGCUCGCCGACGAGAUGCACCCUCCCGGCGGAGGUUGCCGCCCGGUGGCGGCGGAGUACAUGAGGAGGUUCCACUGCCACGAGCCGGAGGAGAACCAGUGCAGCUCCGCCAUCCUCAAGCACAUCAAAGCCCCCGUCCAUCUCGUGUGGUCUCUUGUUAGGAGAUUUGAUGAGCCACAGAAGUACAAGCCUUUUGUGAGCAGGUGCAUCGCACAAGGGGAUCUCGGAAUCGGGAGCUUGAGGGAGGUUAAUGUGAAAUCUGGACUCCCUGCCACCACCAGCACUGAAAGGUUGGAGCAUCUCGACGACAGUGAACACAUCCUCAGCUUUAAGAUUGUUGGAGGGGACCAUAGGCUCAAGAACUAUUCAUCCAUUGUAAGUGCCCAUCCUGAAAUCAUUGAUGGGAGACCAGGGACGCUGGUGAUCGAAUCAUUUGUAGUGGAUGUGCCUGAUGGGAACACCAAGGACGAGACUUGCUACUUUGUGGAGGUCUUGAUCAAAUGCAACCUCAAAUCCCUGGCUGAAAUAUCUGAGCAUCUGCCACUUCAGGACCACACAGAGCCAAUUUGUCUGGACAGAGGUGGAGACACGGGUGGGGUUACAAGUGAUGUUUCAGGGCCUUCAGUUCAUUAAAGCUUUGCCAUAGUCUGGUUGUUCUUAUUUGCUCCCUAUAUCAUUGGUAAUCUUGACAAUCACCACUGGGCAUGCUGCAUGUGAAUAGUGAUGCCUGCUUAAGUGUUUCUAUGGUUUUACUGGUGAUGGCAAGACUGCAGUCGCUACAUUAAAGGAGAAAUAUGGGUUGUAGGAUUGUCACAUGUAUGACGCCUCUUAAAUGACUUGAGUGCUAUUCGAGCAUUGUAAAUAUUUGACCAUCUUUAUUCCUAUUUCAUCUAUUUUAUCUAUUUUACUCAGAGGUA
Molecule: messenger RNA, 1078 nt
Organism: Musa acuminata subsp. malaccensis (wild Malaysian banana)
Lineage: Eukaryota; Viridiplantae; Streptophyta; Magnoliopsida; Zingiberales; Musaceae
Product: abscisic acid receptor PYL3
Biological process (GO): abscisic acid-activated signaling pathway
Cellular component (GO): nucleus; cytoplasm
Molecular function (GO): protein phosphatase inhibitor activity; abscisic acid binding; signaling receptor activity
Source: RefSeq, a predicted model, not a curated record